AUGGCCCCGGUGGCUCCUUCUGCUGCUCCCCCAGGGCCGGGGAGGCUCCGGUGGCCCGGGGGACCCCGGCGUGGCCGGCGGAAGGCAGAGGUGGCCCCGGGGACGGCGGAGGUGUCGCGCCUGCGCCCCAGGGGUGCCGCGGGGGACAACGGGAACGGGGCCGUGGCUCCCGGGCGCCUUCCGGGGACCUUCCUGUCCCAGCAGCGGCACCGGGGAGCAGCUGCCACCACGGGCUGCUGGGGACAACGGGGACACGAGGGGGGACCUGGGCUUCUGGGGCCUGGAGCCAUGGCAAGGUGCCAGGAGGGUCAAGGUGACCUGGACGUGGUGGCCCAGGAGGUCCAGGAGGGGCCCAGGAGGUCCACAAGGGGUCCAGGUGGCCUGGAUGUGGUGGCCCAAGAGGUCCAGGAGGGCUCCAGAUGGCCUGGACAUGGUGGCCUGGACGUGAUGGCCCAGGGGUUCAAGGUGGCCUGGACAUGGUGGCCCAGGAGGUCCAGAAGGGCUCCAGGUGGUCCAGGAGGGCUCCAGGUGGCCUGGAUGUGGUGGCCCAGGGGCACCCAAGGGUGCGGGACCCCCCCCCCCGACAGUGCCACCCCCCCCUGGCACGGGGGGUCCGGGGGUGUCACCCCAGCAGCACCGGUGGCCGGGGGUGGCCGGAGGUGGCCGGGGGUGGCCGGGGGUGGCCGGAGGUGGCCGGAGCCCCCCCCCCAUGGCUGGGUUACCCAUUAA
Messenger RNA from Poecile atricapillus (Black-capped chickadee), 729 nucleotides. RefSeq names its product collagen alpha-1(I) chain-like. The transcript is spliced from 3 exons. Lineage: Eukaryota; Metazoa; Chordata; Aves; Passeriformes; Paridae. The record is from RefSeq and is a predicted model, not a curated record. Bases 1 to 729 code for a protein of 242 amino acids.